Molecule: messenger RNA, 315 nt
Organism: Aspergillus mulundensis
Lineage: Eukaryota; Fungi; Ascomycota; Eurotiomycetes; Eurotiales; Aspergillaceae
Exons: 4
Coding region: 1-315 (104 amino acids)
Source: RefSeq, a predicted model, not a curated record
AUGAAGCUCUCCAUCAUCACUUUGCCAAUCCUCGGCUUCCUCGCCUCCAGCGCUGCUGCAGUCAAGAUCGACACCAAGAGCCGCGACGGCGAGGUCUCCACGACCUUCGUGCCCUUUGGCGAGUGCGGCAACUUCCCUGAGCCUGCCGUCGCCGCUCACACCGUCGCAACCCCCAAGCUCGACAAGAGCAAGUACUACCUCUGCAUAUUCUUCGACAAGCCCGACUGCCGCGGGACCAACGUCGGCAACGCGAACGAGGGGAAGAAGUCGCCUGAGUUGAAGAAGUGGGCCAAGUCGGCGCACUGCUUGAAAUAG